GUCAUUUCUACUUCCAUCGACUCUUCCCCAUUGCCGAUUCAAGUUACAUUGCCCCUUAUCCCAUCUGUUUAUUUAUAGCCAUUUGGCCUUGGCACUAAAGGAAGACGAAUUUUCACCCCAAUGUCAAACCCACCCACACUUGUUUUUGUGGGAGAGAAAAUAGCGAAAAUAGACAGAGCAGUCUUCUACCAGACAAAGGCGUGACUAUGAAUCCCAACUGUAAGCUGGAAAACAUCUGCAAGUUGCUGAUCCCGGCAGUUGCCAACUGAGUAUCUCGACGUGAUAUUUUGUUUGCACGUUCCGGCAAUUAGACCGACGGAAUGACCAAUUUACCCCAAAAUGUUCUAAAAAAGUUUCAAAGGAAUUUCGUAUUCGACACUUCAGUCAGGGGACUUUUCGUCGGUUUCGUGUUGGGCAUUUUGGCCGCCCAGCUAAUGGUCAUCUCCCUUCCCCUUCAUCAAGUGGACACUACGGCCAUCAUCAAACAAUCCGGCUUGAUUAAAUUCAUCCAAAAGGUCGAAGAUUUGGGGAUUUUUCAGGAAACUAACGCAGCUCACACAGGUGAUAAAAGGACGUCAACUGGACCGGACGAAAAGAAACGGACGACGAGACGGGAUCGAAUUCUCUGCUGGGUGGCCACGUCGCCCAAAACCCAUUCCAGGGCCCAACUGGUCAGAGAAACCUGGGGCAAACGUUGCGACAAGUUGCUCUUUAUGAGUUCCAAACAAGAUGAGAAACUACCGGAUGCCAUCGUCCUGCCCGUCAACGACACGUACGAAAAUCUGUGGGGCAAGACCCAGGAGGCCUUCCGGUACAUUUACGAGCACCACCUGAACGAAGCCGAUUGGUUCUACAAGGCCGACGACGACACGUACGCCGUGAUGGAAAACAUGCGCCACUUACUUUUGAAUUUCAACGCCUCGGCGCCCAUCCAUUUGGGGUUCAAGUACAAAAAUCCCGAAGUCACUCAAGGAUUUCACUCGGGUGGGCCGGGGUACAUCCUGACGAGAGAGGCCGUCCGCCGAUUCGUCGAAAUUGGACUCGGCCACAAUAACGUGACGAAAUCUGCCAACGAAACUCGCCCCGCUGCUGCUGCUGCUGCUGCUCUGGGCGGUUCGAAUCGUUUGUGCGUGACCGGUCACGCCGGACUGGAGGAUUUCAACAUUGGGAAAUGUCUUGCCAAGUUGAACGUGACGACUGGUGAUUCCCGGGACGAGAAGGAGAUGGAACGUUUCCUGCCGUGGAGUCUGGAGGACAUGAUUUGCGGCCAUUUAAAGUUCCCAGGUUCUUGGUUCCUUCGCGAUUGGUCGUUCUAUCCCCUCAAAAAGGACAUGGAAUGCUGUUCGCCCUACGCCGUCUCCUUCCAUUACGUCAAGGAUUAUCAGCUGAAAAUCUACGAGUAUCUCAUCUACGGCCUACGUCUUCAUUCAUGCUCCUUCUGACAUUAUAGACUGAUAUUGCUGCAGAAAUACUUGCCUGAAUGCAUAACUGAUUAAAAACAUAUCAUAAAUUUUUUAAAUUAUUUCUAGUUGAAUUUCUUAUUACUUCUUAGAAUUUGCACCACUUUUACUCGAGAAAUUUGAUAUAAAAGUAAUGGUUAAUAAGGUUCUCUUUCCCUCUUAUCUGUAUUCAAUUGUUUUAUUUAUUUCUCGUUUAAAGAUUUACAUAUUCUCCCUCCUUCAAAUCCCUCCAUCUGCUGUUUCAUAUGUUUGUAUCGAUGAAACACGAUGGCACGUACUAACUUAACACUACAAAACUCAGUAACUCACAAGCUAAACCUGACAAAAACUAACCCAAUACUAACCGAACAUAAUCUAAGUAUACACACUUCUACUAACACUAAAUCACUUUAGCAUCUAAAAAUGAAACAACUUGAGAUAAACAGUUCACGGUAAA
Molecule: messenger RNA, 1896 nt
Organism: Daphnia pulicaria
Lineage: Eukaryota; Metazoa; Arthropoda; Branchiopoda; Diplostraca; Daphniidae
Product: glycoprotein-N-acetylgalactosamine 3-beta-galactosyltransferase 1-like
Exons: 5
Coding region: 321-1442 (373 amino acids)
Cellular component (GO): membrane
Molecular function (GO): N-acetylgalactosaminide beta-1,3-galactosyltransferase activity
Source: RefSeq, a predicted model, not a curated record